GAGGAAGCAGUCCUAAAGCCUCCUUUCCUUUUUUAAGGCAGGGCUAGCUGCUGCCUUGUACUCUUCAGAACCCAGUCUCUUUUUCUAGAAACACGGGCAGCAAUUUCUGGGAGAAGGGGUGUCUGUGUCUCUGGGAAACAGCUCUGAGAAACUGGCUGAGGUUGGACCUUUAGAUGAGAUCUUAGCCUCUUUUUUCCUUCCUCCCCCCUAACUCCCUUGAGCUCAGUUCUCGCCAGCAGCAACCUCCAGGUACACAGUUCAGACAGGAGGAGGGGACGCUACCGGCUGCAAUGGCGUCCAACAUGGAUAGAGAAAUGAUACUGGCUGACUUUCAGGCAUGUACUGGUAUAGAAAAUAUUGAUGAAGCAAUCACCUUACUUGAACAAAAUAACUGGGAUUUAGUGGCAGCUAUAAAUGGCGUCAUACCACAGGAAAAUGGUAUUUUACAAAGUGAAUACAGUGGAGAGACUUUACAAGGGCCAGCUUAUGGUCCCACUAGUCAUGCUUCCUCAUCAUCUUCAACGCCUUCUUCAUCGUCUGCAUUUCGCCAUGUAGUGCCAUCCAGACAAAUAGUGGAGAGACAGCCACGAAUGCUCGAUUUCAGGGUAGAGUACAGAGACCGAAAUGUGGAUGUGGUACUUGAAGACAGUUCUACAGUUGGAGAAAUCAAACACAUUUUAGAAAAUGAGCUUCAAAUUCCUGCAUCAAAAAUGCUGCUCAAGGGCUGGAAAACUGGAGAUGUAGAUGACAGUACUGUUCUAAAAACUCUACACUUGCCAAAGAACAACAGCCUAUAUGUUCUAACACCUGAUUUGCCACCACCAUCUUCAUCAACAUUGUCUGGUGCCCUGCAGGAAUCAUUAAAUCAAAACUUCAUGCUGAUCGUCACCCAUCGAGAAGUCCAGCGGGAGUACAACCUCAACUUCUCAGGAAGCAGUACCAUUCAGGAGGUUAAGCGGAAUGUGUAUGACCUGACUAGUAUUCCUGUUCGCCAUCAGUUAUGGGAAGGCUGGCCUGCUUCUGUAACAGAUGACUCAGUAAGUCACCGCACUAAACACUAUUCUCAUUUUUUCCAACAUGCUUUGAUGUCAGUCUCCAUUUGA
Messenger RNA from Gekko japonicus, 1103 nucleotides. Its product is annotated as FAS-associated factor 1-like. Gene Ontology annotation, cellular component: nucleus; endoplasmic reticulum. The transcript is spliced from 8 exons. The record is from RefSeq and is a predicted model, not a curated record. Gene Ontology annotation, molecular function: ubiquitin binding; NF-kappaB binding. NCBI's taxonomy places the organism in Eukaryota, Metazoa, Chordata, Lepidosauria, Squamata, Gekkonidae. The coding region runs from base 291 to 1103 and encodes 270 amino acids.